AUGAGCGAGAUUACUCACCCUACAAUCAAGGAUGGCUGGUUCAGAGAGAUCUCUGAGAUGUGGGCAGGCCAGGCCAUGACCCUCAAGGUGAAGAAGGUUCUGCACCACGAGAAGAGCAAGUACCAAGAUGUGUUGAUCUUCGAGUCGGAGAAGCACGGCAACGUGCUGGUCCUGGACAACGUCAUCCAGUGCACCGAGUACGAUGAAUUUUCGUACCAGGAAAUGAUCACCCACUUGGCCAUGAACGCCCACCCCAACCCCAAGAAGGUCUUGGUCAUUGGUGGCGGUGACGGUGGUGUCCUUCGCGAGGUCGUCAAGCACGAGUGUAUCGAGGAGGCUACCCUAUGUGAUAUUGAUGAGGCCGUCAUCCGUCUCUCCAAGGAGUACUUGCCCAACAUGGCCGAGGGUUUCAAGCACCCAAAGACCAAGGUGCAUGUUGGUGAUGGAUUCAAAUUUCUGGAUGACUACAAGAACACCUUUGACGUCAUCAUCACUGACUCGUCUGAUCCAGAGGGUCCUGCCGAGAGCCUGUUCCAGAAGCCCUACUUCCAGCUCCUUUUUGACGCACUCCGCGAUGGUGGUGUCAUUACCACCCAAGCUGAGAGUCAAUGGCUUCACUUGAACCUGAUCAAGCAGAUCAAGAAGGACUGCGCAGAAGUCUUCCCAGUGGCAGAGUAUGGUUUCACCACCAUUCCUACCUACCCCUCCGGUCAGAUCGGCUUCAUGGUUUGCUGCAAGGAUGCCAGCCGAGACGUCAAGACGCCGCAGCGAUCGUGGUCCCCUGAGGAGGAGGCUAAGCUCUGCCGUUACUACAACUCAGAGGUGCACAAGGCUGCUUUCGUCCUUCCCAACUUUGCCAAGCAGGCUCUGAAUCAAUAA
Messenger RNA from Pseudomassariella vexata, 879 nucleotides. Its product is annotated as Spermidine/spermine synthase. Bases 1 to 879 code for a protein of 292 amino acids. NCBI's taxonomy places the organism in Eukaryota, Fungi, Ascomycota, Sordariomycetes, Amphisphaeriales, Pseudomassariaceae. Gene Ontology annotation, cellular component: cytosol. The record is from RefSeq and is a predicted model, not a curated record. Gene Ontology annotation, biological process: spermidine biosynthetic process. The transcript is spliced from 5 exons. Gene Ontology annotation, molecular function: spermidine synthase activity.